AUGGGAGAAAUCUCUUUCUCUUUAACAAUUCUUGAGCGGAAUACUGUACUUGGCAAAAUUUCAGGUUUGGCAGAUUGCAAUUUGCUGUGUUACAAGGACCCCGUCCUAAAAAACCACCCUUGGACUGCUUAUAUUGAUCGUUCUCCGGGUGCUGCCGGUUAUUCAGUGGAAUGUUUCCAUGCUUGUGUGUCUGGUUGCGGUUAUAAGUUUAACGUGGAGAAAGAGACAGUUGACCAAGUUACUCCUGCCGGCCGUCCAAAGCCUCCCCCAGUUCAGAAGCCGAAGCCACCACCCGUAGAACCGCUUGACCUACCUGAGGACUUCAGAGGCAUUAUUCAUCGUGAACAAUUUGUAGCAUGUGAGUGA
Molecule: messenger RNA, 366 nt
Organism: Sphenostylis stenocarpa
Lineage: Eukaryota; Viridiplantae; Streptophyta; Magnoliopsida; Fabales; Fabaceae
Source: the annotation of a GenBank genome assembly